Molecule: messenger RNA, 2790 nt
Organism: Tetrapisispora phaffii CBS 4417
Lineage: Eukaryota; Fungi; Ascomycota; Saccharomycetes; Saccharomycetales; Saccharomycetaceae
Gene: ROT2
Product: glucan 1,3-alpha-glucosidase ROT2
Exons: 1
Coding region: 1-2790 (929 amino acids)
Biological process (GO): N-glycan processing; carbohydrate metabolic process
Cellular component (GO): glucosidase II complex
Molecular function (GO): carbohydrate binding; alpha-glucosidase activity
Source: RefSeq, a predicted model, not a curated record
AUGCAUAUACAUUUGCUACCAUUGUGGUUCUUUAUUAUACAGAUUAUUCCUGUUUUAGGAUUUACAGAUUAUUUACUGAAAACAUGUGCACAAUCAGGAUUUUGCAAUAGACAUCGUUUUUAUGAAGCUAAUAUUAAAGAGAGUAAGAACAGGUACUAUUCAGUCGAUAAAUCUUCAAUUGAAUACUACAAAGAAGAAAACACACAUAAAUAUGUAUUCAAAGCAUCAAUAAUAAAAACUAUUCCCAGACCUGAUGUUAACGAUAUUAAAGUCGAACUGCCGUUUACGUUGUCGUUUUUUGAAGAUUUAACAAGUUUAAGGUUUACUAUUGACGAAAUAAGAACUAAUAGGCUAACCGAAUUAUUACCAGAUUUUUUGAACACAUAUAGAUAUAAUGAAACUUGGAAAUGGGCAUUUGAUAGUGAAUUCAAUUUAUAUAAUUCAGAAUUAACUUAUAAGGAAUCGAAUUGGUUAUCAAAUGAUAUAAUUACGAUAUUUAACGAAGAUGAAUCAUUAAAAGUGGAGUUAUAUACAAAUUCUUUUUUAUUAAAGGUUUAUUAUGAUAAUAAGUUAUCAAUUGUCAUUAAUGAGGAACAGUUGCUUAAUAUAGAACAUUUAAGAUCAAAGGAGGAAAAUUUCCAACAACUGUUGCCUGAAGAAUCGUCAUUCAAUAUGUUUGGUGAUAACUUUGAGUACUCUAAAGCAGAUAGCUUGAGGUUUGGUCCUGAAUCAGUCGGUUUAGAUUUUUCGUUUAUUGGCUACAAAAAUGUUUUUGGAAUUCCUGAACAUGCUGAUAGUUUAAGGUUAAAAGAUACCAGUAAAACUGAACCAUAUCGUUUAUUUAAUGUCGAUGUCUUUGAAUACAAUGUAGAUUCAAAAAUGCCUACGUAUGGUACUAUACCAUUAAUGAUUGCUGCAAAUCCAACAUCAUCCAUUGGUGUUUUUUGGGUAAAUGCUGCCGAUACUUGGGUUGACAUAAAUUAUAAAGAAGAUAAAAUAAGUUCCCACUGGAUAUCAGAAAAUGGUAUUGUCGAUGUUGUAUUAUUAUUUUCGAAAUCUGUAGCUGGUAUUACUGAGCAAUUUACAACAUUGACUGGAAAACCCCAACUACCCUUACUAUCAGCUAUCGGUUAUCAUCAAUGUAGAUGGAAUUAUAAUGAUGAAGCAGAUGUUCUUAAUGUUGACUCAGAGAUGGACAAAGCACAUAUACCUUAUGACUUUAUUUGGUUAGAUAUAGAAUAUGCUGACAGUAGACAAUAUUUUACAUGGAAACCAAAUUCAUUUGCAACUCCUAAAAAGAUGUUAAAAAAAUUGGAGAACUUAGGGAGGCAGUUGGUUGUAUUGCUCGAUCCUCAUUUAAAAGUUGACUAUUUUGCUAGUGAUAAAUGUAUUGAAAACGGUGUUGCCAUUAAUGACAAAAACAACAAACCUUAUAUUGGUCAUUGUUGGCCUGGGAAAGCAAUUUGGAUUGAUGCUCUUAAUCCACUGGGGAAAAAGAUUUGGGAUGGUCUAGUGACAGUUUUUGUUGAUAAGGUAAAAAAUUUACACAUGUGGAAUGAUAUGAAUGAGCCAUCAAUUUUUGAUGGUCCUGAAACUACUGCUCCAAAGGAUUUAAUUCACUUUGGCGGAUGGGAACAUCGUUCAGUUCAUAAUAUAUAUGGAUUAAGUGUUCACGAGUCAACUUAUGAGUCAUUAAAAUCUCUUAAAUCAGAUAGAGACCAGAGACCAUUUUUGCUAACUAGAGCUUAUUAUGCUGGUUCUCAAAGAUCUGCUGCUGUUUGGACAGGUGACAAUGUUGCUAAUUGGGAUUAUUUAAGAAUAUCAAUCCCAAUGGUUCUGACUAAUAAUAUAGUCGGCUUCCCGUUUAUUGGUGCAGAUGUUGCUGGGUUUUCUGGAAAUCCUGAGCCUGAACUGCUUGUACGUUGGUAUCAAGCUGGUAUCUGGUAUCCAUUUUUCAGAGCUCAUGCUCAUAUAGAUUCAAAAAGACGUGAGCCUUAUUUAUUUGAUGAACCAAUUAAAUCUAUUGUUCGUGAUCUUAUAGUUUUAAGGUAUGCUUUAUUACCUACAUUGUAUACGUCCUUUUACAAUUCAUACAUUUCUGGUAGUCCAAUAAUGAAGCCUAUGUUUUAUGAGAAGCCAGAAUUUGAAGAAUUUUAUGAUGUGGAUGAUCAAUUUUACAUUGGGGAUUCUGGUUUGCUUACGAAGCCAGUAGUAGCACCUGAACAGACAACAGUAGAUAUGAAGUUCGCUCCAGGAAUAUAUUAUGAUUAUUUCACAUUAGAUCACUUUGUUAUUAAAGGUAACUCUGUAAUAGAGAAAACAAUCGAAACUCCACUUGAAAAAAGUGCUGUUUUUAUCGAAGGUGGUCAUAUAUUGACAAGAAAAGACAGAUAUAGAAGAUCAUCUCAAUUAACGAAAUAUGAUGCAUACACGCUAUUAAUUUCUCCAAACUUGAAUGGAUUUGCCAAUGGAAUUUUGUAUGUGGAUGAUGGUAUAUCAUUUGAAUAUCAGAAUGGACAGUACGUUGUGUCCAAUUUUACUUUCCAAGAUAAUAAAAUAACAAAUAAAGUUAUUCAUUCACCAGAUGAACUAGCUUAUGAUGGUAACAUGUCAAUUUCGAAAAUUAUAAUACCAAUUGGUUCUGGAAAGGUGAAAUAUAGUAACGUUGCAACAGUUAAAAUGAAUUCCAAUAAAAUUGUGGUUAAUGUCAGCAUAUCUGAUGAUAAAAAAUCUAUAAUAAUCAAUAACCCUUCAUUGUCAAUUGAUACAGAUUGGGAAUUGAUUUUAUGA